AUGAAUCGAAGUUGGCUCCAUUCUUCUUUCAUACUUCUGUUGUUGAUUGCAGUACCUUCCGCUCGUACAGACGAUGGACAGAAUGCUUUGAAUCUCCUCAAUACUGGAGGUCGUAAUGGAACAACAGAAAAUGUGACUAUACAUACUACUAGUACGACGACAAUAACAACAACAACAACAACAGGGAACCCCACUACACUUUCAACUAAGAGUACGAACAAUGAUAUCAAUCAUACAACCACCACAGCGACUAUUAAUAUGACAACACCUAUCAGUGUUCUCGAGCUGACUGCCAUCAGCAUCAAAGAGCUUUUCGACAAUGCAACUAAUCCUGCCAGAUUGGUUGAUCGACUAGAUAAUGUAACUAUUGAUGAUGCGAUCGAUGAUGCUGAAGAACUUCUCGACCAGUUAACACUUUUGGACAAUGUUUCUGCUAGUGAGAUACAAGAUUUAACUCAACUGUUUAAUCUUGCAAAAGGCCUUCAAAUGUUAAAACCAUACUUUACUGAUUUAUCCAUGGAAAAUAUGUUGCUACCCAUCAAAAACCUUUCAAAUCUUCGAAGAAUCAAAUCAAAUAUUAGAACAUUAGGAAUUACCAAUCCUAAUUUCAAACAUCUAUUAAACUCUAUUCUUACUAAUUUGACCGAUGCUGUAAAAGGCUCAACGAAUAAUUCAACACAAUCAAAUGAUGCUUCAAGUUUGGAACAGAUUCAAAAGAUUCUAAACGCCAAACGACACGUCUGGACCAGUAAAGACGGCAUUUCUUAUACAAUUGAUGUUCACGAAGAGAAUGCUAUUGGGAAAGGCAAAUACCUGUUCGAUGAAGUACCAUUUGAUGAUUAUUCUUCUGUUACAUGCAUUUAUUAUAACACUAACAAUGAAGAAUUUCGAAGUGCCAGAUCAAAAACAAAACCAGCUUUUUGUGAUGUCUUAGAUACCGAUCUAGCAGAUAUAGAUAAACUAGAAAUGCGUGUGUAUGGGAUGUCUUCACCACCUAAUAUUACUAGCAUUACGUUCGAUGGUGUUUAUGUGCCACAGAAGCAUAUAUUACGUGGUAUAACACCCUUCUUCUUACCGGACAGUUCAAGGGAUAGAUAUGAUGAUCGUAGACUACCGCCACGUAAAUGGCCAGAGCCAUUGUAUCGACCAUCACAUAUCAUACCAGGAUAUUACCCUCGAUCACCGCCUGCUGCUCAAGCAUAUUAUGUUCAACCACCUGUACAAACUGUUCGCUACGUUCAACAGCCAGCCGUUGAAAGUAUCCGUGCCAGCCUACUUCCCACAGCAACAUGUAACCAACCACGAUCACUAUCAGUGAAUGGUAAUUCUCCAUAUGUCAUUGCACAAGACAAUAUAUGGCAAAUAAAUGUCAAUCAAAUAUAUGGCACAUCAAUACCUGUCAAUUCAGUGCAGGUCAAUACUCAGGGAGAUGUGGCCAAUGGAAAUGUUCUUUUAGCACUGCUUGAUAGUAAUCAACAAGGCAUUUCAUACAGUGCUCUAAUGAGUAACGGAAUUCCUGUAACGUUUCAGAAUCUGCCAUCAACACGUGUUGCCUACCUUCAACUUGAGUUUCCUAUCGGGACUCGAACAGAUUUAUAUUCAGUAAAUCUAAUAAUCUGUGCACAAUCAAACGCUUUGCCGGUAUCAAGUAGCCGGAUACAAAAUUUGUUUAUUCCAUCACUCUCUCCGUAUACGACGAACGACGACAACAAUAACGAUCAAGUGCUACUGAAUAGCAUAAUGCCUCAACGUGAAUAUCAACCAGUGCCAUCGGUUGGCUACUCUGCUCUUAAAAAUCCAUCAGGCUUACCUUCACAACAAAGUACAUCUGAUCAGAAUUUACUAUCCAAAUAUCUAGGAUCAGCCAACCAAUAUCAACCAGUUUAUCAACAGUUAGAUCCUUCAUCGUUUCAGCAAAGUCCACCAGACGGCAAUGCACAAAGUAAUCAACAGAUGCCAUUUUAUUCGUCAUUACCAGGACAAUCGUACCAAAAUCCACGGAGUUCCCAACGAAUGUUACUUUCAGUGGGUGAACAACAACCCCUUGAACAAUUAGAUGACCAAUCAGCAUCAUCGUUCGAUGAUGAACAGGAGAAUCAGGCUUCAGAAUCCACUGUACUAACACAACCAAAGCAACAAUUCAAUCAAGUUUAUCAGCAAGCAGCGCCCUGGAUCUAUGGACCAGGACAAACAGAUAAAGACGGAUCGAAUAAUCAACCAUCGGAUGCGUCAUCGUACGGUCUACAACAAAACGGACAGAUACAAUCACAACCAUAUACACAAAACUAUCAACCAGAUCCAUCCUCCUACUAUUCACAAGAUACAUCAGGACAAUCUGGUCAAUUGGGAUCACUGGAUAUUCCCUAUGGAACUUAUGCGGCUCCAAAUGGUCGUGCACCGUUACCUGUUCCUGGAGCAAACAAUCGGAAACCAAAUAACGUUCUUGUUUAUGGUAAACGACCUCCCUUUGAUCAGUAUAAUGAUGACCAAUCAGGACCACAUCCACCGAAUCAAGGUUCUCGUGUACCUCCCAUUAAGCUACGUUAUACAGAUGAACAAGCUCCGUGUGUACUCUAUUAUAUACGUUCAGGAUCACGUCGAAUUAUUUCGAAUUCAACAGAUGAUGAGAGUAUCACUUGGAUUGUACAGGUGCCACCAAAAUAUGGUUAUGGUUCCAUACCGACUCUAGUCAGCGCACAGAAUAUCGAUUUUGAUCAACUAGCUGUUAACUAUCUGAACCCAGAUCAGAGUCCUGCACAGUUAGCCAAUGGUAGUGCUUUAGAAUUCAUUUCAGCACCCGAUGCAAACGAUAUUAGCACAUUUCCUGACGAUACUUUUGUUCACAUGCUGGAAGUCGUUGUUGAUGGAGUUACAUCGCCAGCAUCGCAAUCUUCACUCGAAAUUCGCCUGCUUGUUUGUUUCAAACCAUUAUCUUCAUCACAGUUUGAUCAAUCACAGCUAACGGGUAACCAAAAUCAGCAACCACCUCCGCAAUUUCAAAGACCGCCUCCACCAUUUCAACAAUCACCUUUAAAGCCGCCUCCACCGUGGCAAUCACAAUAUGACCAAUCGAAGUUUCAAUCUCAACAACCAUGGCAAUCUAAUUCACGUACUCCACAAUCGCCGAACAAACCGACAUUGCAAUCAACGAAUACUGCUUCAGCUUCAAGUAGAAAUCCUAGUGCAACACAAAGUUAUUGCAACUGCAAUUGUCAAUGUCCUGCUAAUGCUGUCGAGCCAGUAAUUCAAGGCGCCAAUGUUGUUUAUCAAUAUUUACCGGCAGUGGUGCAACAACCGCAGCAACAGAGAGGUCGCCGCCAACGACGACAAGCAGAUGCUGCCAGUUCUGAAUUCAUUAUGCGAGAAAACUAA
Adineta ricciae is the source of this 3372-nucleotide messenger RNA. Lineage: Eukaryota; Metazoa; Rotifera; Eurotatoria; Adinetida; Adinetidae. The record is from the annotation of a GenBank genome assembly.